Molecule: messenger RNA, 3696 nt
Organism: Molossus molossus (Pallas's mastiff bat)
Lineage: Eukaryota; Metazoa; Chordata; Mammalia; Chiroptera; Molossidae
Product: zinc finger protein 814-like
Exons: 4
Coding region: 548-3283 (911 amino acids)
Biological process (GO): regulation of transcription by RNA polymerase II
Cellular component (GO): nucleus
Molecular function (GO): RNA polymerase II transcription regulatory region sequence-specific DNA binding; DNA-binding transcription factor activity, RNA polymerase II-specific
Source: RefSeq, a predicted model, not a curated record
UGGGGCUACUUUUCCAGAGACUCUGAUCCCACAAAGACUGCACUGGGAACUGGGGUCAUUGCUGGUUUCUCCCAUCCCCAGUGUGACCUCUGAGAAGGACAGGUCCAGGAGUAGCUGGGAGGAUAGUCUGCUGGGCACCCCAUGUGUGUCAGGGGUCCAUACCAUGCUCUUCCUGUUCCCCAUCUUUGAGGGAACCAGGAUUGUCCACUAGCGAACCUAGUAGGCCAGGAUGAAAACCUCCCUUAAAGACUGCAGAGCCCUCGGAACUACAUUACCCAGAAAUACCUGCGACAUCUUGAACCAAUGACAGGUCAAAAUAUCAUUUCUGUGUGAUGUUACUCUUGGGGCGGGACAUUUGGUGUCCUCGUGGCGGGCAUUUUUUCGGUUCCCCAGGAUCCUCUGGACAGAAGUGACAGGAAUCAAGUAGGCACAAAAGGGUCUUCAUUCCCGCCACAUAGACUCGAUUGUGAGUCUCUGCUAAGACGCCGGGUGACCCCCCUUGGGCCGGAACAGGGACCGCCUGCUCUCCCUCCGCCCACAGAGUCCGAUGGCAGCGACCACGCUGAGGCCCCCAGCUGAGGAUCCUGUGACCUUUAAUGAUGUUGCUGUGUACUUCUCCUGGGAGGAAUGGAGGCUCCUUGAUGAGGCCCAGAGACACCUGUACCACGAUGUGAUGCUGGAUAACUUUUCACUGACAUCCUCUGUGGGUUGCUGCUGUGGAGCUGAGGAUGUAGAAGCACUCACUGAACAGAGUGUUUCUGUAGGAGUGUCACAGUCCAGCACGUCUGAGGCAGCUCUGUCUUCCCAGCAGACCCACUUCUGUGAGAGUUGUGGUCCAGUCUUGAGAGACAUAUUUCAGUUGGCUGAGCACCAAGGAACACCACACAGCCAUAAAGUGUGCAGGUGUUGGAUAUGUAUGAAGCUAUUUUAUUUUAGUGCAAACUUCCAAAAACACCAGAAGCAGCACCUGGGAGAGAAACCCUUCAGAAGCAGUGUGGACAGGGCCCUGUUUGUGAAGAGCUAUAAAUCCCAUGUUUCAGAGAAGCCCUUUACCUGUGGUGAAGUUGACAAAGACUUUCUGGCCACCUCAGACCAUCUCCAGCAGCAAACCACUCCCACAAGGGAGGAGUCCAACAAAACUACACAGUGCUGGGCAACUGUACAAAAGAGAAAAACUUAUUUCACCUGGGGAGAAUGUAAGGCAGCCUUCUGCCCCAGAAACACACGUGCUCAGGACCAGGAUGUCCACACUGGAAUACAGUGUUUUGUGUGCCAUGAAUGUGGGAAAGAAUUCAUAUAUCAGUCCUCAUUAAUUGUUCACCAGAGAGUUCACACAAGUGAAAGGCUUCAUGUGUGUGGUGAAUGUGGCAAGUCUUUUAGGCAAACCUCAACCCUCAAUCAGCAUCGAAGAAUUCAUUGUGGACCAAGGCAGUACAAGUGCAGCAAAUGUGGGAAGUCCUUUAACCAAAAAUGUGUCCUCAUUUAUCCCUGGAGAAGCUAUAUUGGAAAAAAAUGUGGCUUGUGCCGUGAAUGUGUGCAGUCUUUUAGCCAUCGAUCCAUCCUUAUUCGACAACGGACAGUUCACUCUGGGGAAAGGCGUUAUGAGUGCACACGGUGUGGGAAAUCCUUUAGAAAAAAGUUUUACCUCAUCAUACAUUGGAGAGUGCACACUGGAGAAAGACCUUAUGAGUGCAGUGAGUGUGGGAAAUCUUUUACCAGUAGUUCAGUAUUUAUUCUACACCGGAAAGUACAUACAGGAAAAAGGCCUUUUGAGUGCAGUAAAUGUAGGAAAUCCUUUACCAGUAGUUCAAUACUCAUUCUACACCAGAGAGUACACACAGGAGAAAGACCUUAUGAGUGCAGUGAAUGUUGGAAAUCUUUUAGCCAUCAAUCUUACCUCAGUCAACAUCGGAUAAUUCAUAAGCAAAGGAAGUCUUAUGGAUGUAGUAAAUGUGGGAAAUCUUUUACCUCUCGCCCUGGCCUUCGUUAUCAUGAGAGUAUUCACAGUGGAUCUAGGUCUUAUGUGUGUAGUGAAUGUGGGAAAUCUUUUACCUCUCGCCCUGGCCUUCGUUACCAUCUGAGAGUUCACACUGGAAAAAGGCCUUAUAAGUGCAGUGACUGUGGGAAAUCUUAUAGCCAAAGGUCCAAUCUCAUUCAACAUCAGAGAGUUCACACAGGUGAAAGGCCUUAUCAGUGCAGUGAAUGUGAGAAAUGUUUUACCUCUAGCUCUGCCUUUCAUUAUCAUAAAAAAGUUCACACUGGAGAAAGGCCUUAUCAGUGCAGUGAAUGUGGGAAAUCUUUUUUAUCUGGUUCCAACCUUAGUAAUCAUGAAAGAGUACACACAGGAGAAAGACCUUUUGAGUGCAGUGAAUGUGGGAAAUCAUUUAUUCAAAGACAUCAUCUUCUUCUACACCAGAGAGCUCACACAGGAGAAUUGCCUUAUCAUUGUAGUGAAUGUGGGAAAUCGUUUUCAGCUGGUUCCAACCUUAGUAAUCAUCAGAGAGUUCACACUGGAGAAAGACCUUAUGAAUGCAGUGCAUGCGGGAAGUCCUUUAUCCAAAGGCAUCACCUCAUUACACACCAGAGAGUUCACACAGGAGAAAGGCCAUAUCGGUGCAAUGACUGUGGGAAAUCUUUUGCGUCUGGAUUUAACCUCAGAAAUCAUCACAGAGUUCAUACCGGAGAAAGGCCUUAUGAGUGCACUGAAUGUGGAAAAUCCUUUAUCCAAAAGUGUUAUUUUCUUAUACACCUGAGAGUUCACACAGGAGAAAGGCCUUAUGAAUGUAAUGUAUGUGGGAUAUCUUUUACCACUAGGAGGAAACUUCGUUAUCACCAGGGAGUUCACACUGGGGAAGGGCCUUAUGAGUGCCAUGAAUGUGGGAAAUCUUUUACCUCUAGUUAUGCCCUCCGUGAUCAUCAGAGAGUUCAUACAAGCAAAAGGCCUUAUGAAUGUACUGAAUGUGGGAAAUCCUUUAGAGCUAAUUCUUACCUCAUUGAACACUGGAGAGUUCACACUGGAGAAAAGCCUUAUCAAUGUAGAGAAUGUGGGAAAUCUUUUUCAUCAGGCUCUGGCCUUCGUUAUCAUCAGAGUGUUCACACUGGGUUAAGGCCUUAUGAGUGUAGUGAAUGUGGGAAAUCUUUUCCCAAGAGCUCAGCACUUGUUCGACAUCGAAGAACUCACACAGGAGAAAGGCCUUAUGUGUGCAGUGAAUGUGGGAAAUCGUUUAUCCAAAGACAUCACCUUCUUGUCCACCAACGAGUUCACACAAGAUUAAAGGCUUAGGAUUGUAGUGAACUCAGGAAAUCUUUUAAGGAUACUUCCAGUCCAAUUAACUAGAUAGUUCACACUGGAGAAAGGUGUUUGAUUGCAAAAAUGUGGGAAAUCAUUUAGCCAUAAAUCUUACCUUUCCUAACACGUGAGUCUUCAUAUUGGUGAAAGGUCUUACGAGUGUAGUGAGUGGAGGAAAUGUUUUACCUGUAUCUCUGGUGUUUAUUAUUAUCAGAGAGUUUACCCAGGAUGAAGGCAUUAUAGUGUACCAAAUGUAAAAGGUCUUUUGCCCAUAGUUUGACAGUCUUUCACUACCCAAGAGUUCACCCAGGAGAAUGACCCUAUGAGUGCAUGGAAUGUGGGAUUUUCUUUUUCCAAAUAAGUUACCUUAUUAUACAGUGGAAUUUAUACUGGAGAAAGAUUUUAGA